Molecule: messenger RNA, 483 nt
Organism: Podospora pseudopauciseta
Lineage: Eukaryota; Fungi; Ascomycota; Sordariomycetes; Sordariales; Podosporaceae
Exons: 2
Coding region: 175-483 (102 amino acids)
Source: RefSeq, a predicted model, not a curated record
GCUCAGGCACCAAUGCUAGGUGGGCUGACGCUAAAUAUGCUAUGCUUCGAUCCAAAGCACCAAGGCCUGCACGCAAUUGAGGCCUGCAUUGGACCAAAGGGGGCAUAUGAUCCUAGCGUUUACACAUACGUACUCCGGGUCGCCUUCUGAUGCCGUCAGCUCGGAGAUGUCUGAAUGGAGAGCUUCAUCGUAGGAAAGAAACCUCUUACAGUGCGCCGGACUGGCUUCAUCGAACAACCUCUGAAGCUUGAGGCCAAAAGAGUCCAAGACCCGAACCGGGGCCAAAAGUGGAGUUCCACCGGACAACCAACCAAUCAAAACCCCCAUUAUAAUAUUUUUUCUCUGGCUGCUGCUCCCACCUCCUGCGACCAGCGACUCUCUCUCAACGUUGCCCGCAUCAUCACUGGCAACAGCAAACCGCUCGACCACCAUCCUCCACGUUCGCUGCCGCUCUCCGCAGCAAUCGCAUGGUACUAUCUUUGA